This is a messenger RNA of Alternaria novae-zelandiae, 648 nucleotides long. RefSeq lists its product as uncharacterized. The coding region runs from base 1 to 648 and encodes 215 amino acids. Lineage: Eukaryota; Fungi; Ascomycota; Dothideomycetes; Pleosporales; Pleosporaceae. The transcript is spliced from 2 exons. The record is from RefSeq and is a predicted model, not a curated record.
AUGCCCAACCACCGCGCUCCUCCAACAGUCCACCAUCUUCGGGAAGAAGAGCCAAACCCCCUCCAACGCUGGAACGGCUCUUCUGUAAGCCCCUUCAUGCGCUGGGCGUACGCAGUCACCGAUGCCCGAGGUGCUGUCCGUCCAAACUACAACUACGACCCGGACAUGAACAACGCCAUUUACUUGAGCGAGACAAUUGACGACUUCGACCGCAACCCCUCCCUCGUCCACGAACUCGUCCUCCGCAUCGCGAACCCAGACCUUGGCCAUCCCUCCAUGGAUUGGAUCCGCGCCAACCGCUCUCUCGUAGACAUCUUGUUAUACCGCCACUACCAGCGCUACGGCGGUCUGAUGCUACCUCCGACGGCGGCAGCACUCCAAGCCAUGCAACAACACGAGGCGGCCAUCGCUGCUGCUAGAGCCGCUGGUGUGCAUCCAGACAACUAUCCUCACAUCAUGUUCCCGGCUUUUGGACCGCCGCCGCCGGGUGAGGGUGAGGUGGGCUCGCCUGGAGGAAAGGGUAAGGGGAAGAUGACGCAGGGGAAGUCGUCUGGAUCGCCUCCGGGUAAGGGUAACCCGUUUGGUAGUAUCGGAGAUAGGGGUGGGUUUGGGCGUGGAGGUCCGAGUGGUGGUGGGGUCUAUUAUUGA